CCUACUCUGCACUCUAAUGGCUGACACUACAGGUUCCUCGGAGUCAGUACCGGCCUCAAAGCACAUCGUCUUUUUUGUCUACAAUGCCUGGGGUCACCACCGACCGCUCUGUGCGUUCGCAGCGAGAGCGGUAAAAGCCCAGCGGCUGUACAUCACCUAUCUAGUCCCUGACAAAUUCGUCGACCGCGUAUAUCAAGAGCUCAGGCGUAACUUCGAGCCGGAAGAGACAGAACUCUUGAGUCUCGUGCGGGUUGUAGGCCUCCCGAACAAAUCUAGUAACCCUCUGCACCGCGACGCUCUCGACGAAGGCUUCACGAAGUCGUUCGGCACUCUCGUGAGAGGGGAGCGGAUUACGUGCCCCUCUACAGGCAUUACUCACGCCUCUCUGCCGCACAUUGACUGUGUCAUCCUCGACAUCUAUGCAAAACAGCCUCUGGACUUUGUCAGGGAAACCGGCCUCAAGUCCGUGAAGAUCCUCGUCUGGUACUCAGCAGCCGCAGCAGCUCUUCUCUCCUUUUACGGCCCUGAAAGGACGGGCGGAAGAAAUGCAGCGUUUUCUCGAGUCCACGAGGAAGUCAAGCGUAGUGGACGCCCGCUUCACCAGGUCGCUGCUGAGGCCUGUCUUGCUUGCCCCGGCUCAGUGAUAGAGAUCCCAGGCCUGCCUCCGAUGUACGACUAUGAACUCUUCCCUCAGGAAGUCCCCUUUAGAGAUAUGAUGGCUGUCAUGUUUUUUGACACGUAUCAGACGCUCGACGGAUGCGACGGUGUCAUCUUGUCAACCCCAGAGUGCUACGAACCGGAGACGAUAGAUGCUGUCAGGAAGUACUACAAGGAAACGUCACGCAGCAUCUUCGUCUGUGGGCCGCUUACCGCCUCUAGCUCGCGGGCCACGGUCUCUGAGGAUCAAGGUCCUCAAGCAGCAGCAGUAGAGCAAGUGUUGGAUCGGGCACUCCAAGAACGCGGGAAGGGGUCUCUGCUCUAUAUUUCUUUCGGAUCGCUCUUCUGGCCUCCUGCGCCAGAGAGACUUUGGGCCGUCUUGGACGUCGUGAUGGAAUUGGGCAUACCCUUCAUCAUGGCACAUGCCUCAGGUUUGGCCGCCAUUCCGGACGCAGUCAAGCAGAAAGUGGAUGCAUAUCCGUACGGCAUGAUGUCCCGCUGGUGUCCGCAGCAGAUGAUCUUAGCUCAUCCGGCUACAGGGUGGUUCCUCACUCACGGAGGACACAACAGUGUCGUCGAGUCGAUCAGCCAGGGUGUGCCUAUGAUUUGCUGGCCACAUCACUACGACCAACCCACUAACGCGAUUCAUCUGAGCUGCAAUCUCGACAUCGCGUACGAGCUGUUCGAGGUCCGGACCGAGAACGGUUUGAGGCCCAUCCACCGCACCGGAAGAGCACCCGAAGCUACUGUGGAGUCAGUAAAGCGGGAGGCGAAAGAGGUUCUGCAAGCGGCAUUUGGUGAGGACGGGGAGCGCAAGCGGAGAAACACGCAAAAACUUCGAGCAGCCCUUGGAGAGGCGUGGACGGACAGUGGUCGGGCGACAAAGGAGCUGCGAGCUUUCCUGAGUUCACUGGAUGAUCAGUAAACAGUACUGCAGUAACGUUGAGGAUGUGUAUGUACACGGCGCACGCCAGACGGUAUACAUGAUUCGACUUAUUAGUGACCAGUACUUACAGUGGUGGUUCGGUCUUGCAUUCAGUGAUGUUUAUUACACCUAUA
Molecule: messenger RNA, 1716 nt
Organism: Fomitopsis serialis
Lineage: Eukaryota; Fungi; Basidiomycota; Agaricomycetes; Polyporales; Fomitopsidaceae
Product: UDP-Glycosyltransferase/glycogen phosphorylase
Exons: 12
Coding region: 17-1582 (521 amino acids)
Molecular function (GO): UDP-glycosyltransferase activity
Source: RefSeq, a predicted model, not a curated record